AUGCCCGGUGAUUCAGCACAGCUAAUUAAGGUGGGGAAACGACAGAGCAAAGGGCGAUCUAGAUUAGCUGAUGACAAUGGAUCUACUGUUCAGGAGCGCAGCCCCCCGAGCAACAGCCAGGAUCCACCAAGCUGGGCUGUCUUGGAUGAUCUACCUGGCGAUACCACAUCGUCUGAGUUUCCGCGAGACUUUCCGCGAGACGAGGUGCUAGGCCCAUCUCUUCCCGUCAGUCUGGUAUCGGCUCCUGCAUGGGCUCAUUCCCCAGAAUCAUCAGCUCUAGGAACUGCGCCCUUUUCAGAUAAUGGAGGAGCCAUGGAUUACCUCGUGACGCACCUAUCUCCAGGAUCACUGUCCCUUGUCAACCACAUUGGUUUGUCGCAGAUCCAUAUUCUAGGUCAUGACAGCCUCACUCUUGGCCAUGAGGAAUAUGAGGCUCUGGGCCACUAUCAGAAUGGAUUCUGCUUGGUACAUACCUCCAAGGCCGCCGCCUGGUCUUUCCCCGUGCUCCUACUACAGAAAGUCUCUUACAGCGCCAUCGCUUUGCGCUACGCAGUUGCUGUCGCGCUUCAAGAUCUCGAUGCUCGACGCCAUACCGAGGGUCUUACUAUUAGUGGACAAGAAUCAGCGCUGGCGUUAUCUCACUUCACUCGGGCAUCGUCGGCAUUCCGAGAAGCCAUACGGCAAUCAGCCAAGCCUGUCGACCACGUUGAGACCCUCGCUACAUUCUACUUCCACUAUGUCUACCUCACCCAUCAGCGCGCUGUUGAUAAGGAAGAGCUGCAUAAGCUCAGUCAGGCUGUCGUGCGCUAUCUCCAACGUUCAUCGAUAGGGGAUGUGUUGACCAGAUCGACGGCGGAGGCAGCUACGGCCAUUACCCCUUCUAUGCGUAGCUUCUUGUGUCGCUUGCUUUUAUGGGUUUACAGAGAGGAUGUUUAUGCGAUGGGGUACCGCUGCGCUGGCGAAGUUGCGCGAUACAUGUCGGACUGUCCGAAACUUCUCCGACGACUAUGCGUGGUCUCGCGGCCAGCAUUGCAGUUGAACUGGGGUACUUUGUACCCAACUGAGCAACGCCUGGACGACGUCUUCUCGGCUCAACAUCUGGACAUGCUAGUUCGCAUGCUCCAGCUUCAGUUUCAGAUUACAGAGUUUGGGUGGUCAGCCAUGUCAGAUGAAUGCUCAGGCACACCAAUAUCAGAAGCGAGGAACGCGGAGAUAGAGGAAAAGCUAGAUCUCAUAGAGACGGACUUUUCUGCUACGUUCCAGAUGAUCACGAUGCCUGACGAUAACAAUCCGAACUCGGCAUGCGAUCUCGUUGAAAGCGCUGCUGUAUUCGUGACUAUCUACUACGCGUGGAAAAUGAUAUAUUACCGAUGCGCAGGCAUGCCUGAAGGUAGGAUCCAGGACAUUUUGGCCAUGCUUAUGCAGGCAGCCCAGCAUACCAUACGCAAGGUCCAUCUCAAAGAUCUACGAAGAGCACUUCUGGCGGCUGUGAUUGAGACCAAUAAUCCGAUUCACAAGGACUGGAUCAUAAGCAAGCUCGGGCCGCGCUGGAGAUUGGUGCUCGAACAUGCGCUAGAUAGGCGUUCUCGGAUGGGGCAGCACCUCAGUAUCUGGACACUCUAUGAGAUGGCCUCGGAUACCAGCGGCAUUUGGUGA
This is a messenger RNA of Fusarium tjaetaba, 1656 nucleotides long. RefSeq lists its product as uncharacterized. The record is from RefSeq and is a predicted model, not a curated record. NCBI's taxonomy places the organism in Eukaryota, Fungi, Ascomycota, Sordariomycetes, Hypocreales, Nectriaceae. Bases 1 to 1656 code for a protein of 551 amino acids. The transcript is spliced from 3 exons.